This is a messenger RNA of Plenodomus lingam JN3, 1224 nucleotides long. RefSeq lists its product as uncharacterized. NCBI's taxonomy places the organism in Eukaryota, Fungi, Ascomycota, Dothideomycetes, Pleosporales, Leptosphaeriaceae. The record is from RefSeq and is a predicted model, not a curated record.
AUGGCUGACAUGCAUUCCAAACCCCAACGUGCGCUAGUGAUUGGGGCCACAGGAGUCUCGGGGUGGUCUCUGUGCCUACAAUUACUCCAAACUCAGACUCCAUCGGCAUUUGAGAGUGUUGAUCUUCUCACAAAUCGUCCUGUUUCCUUAUCAGACGCGCAAUGGCCUACGGAUAGCCGACUGCGCGUCCAUAGCGGAAUUGAUCUGAACAGAACCAGCGAGGAAGUCAUUGGCAGCUUUCGAGGAAUACCUGACAUUGGGGAAAUUACUCAUGUGUUCUACGUUGCGUGCGGAAUGUCGCCAACAUACGAUUUUGCUGAGACAGCCAAAAUCAACGUCCAAAUGACGAAAGCGGCCCUGGACGCCAUUGAAGCGGUUGCAGUCUGCACAAAACACAUCUCCUUCCAAGCAGGCUCCAUUGUUUACGGCAUCCCGUUUGCUGACUGGUUGGGUGACAACUUCCGACCGGGCCCUUUCAACGAAUCGUUUGCACGAGUGCCCCCUCCCUUCUCAGACAUGGUGAGCCAUUAUCGUCAGGAAGAUUAUGUCAAAGCGAUGGCGGACAAGAAUUCAUGGACCUGGUCGUCCAUUCGGCCUGAUACCAUCAUAGGCUUCACCCCAAGAAACAGCCCUCAUUGCUUGAGCGUUUCUUUGGGUUUAUACUUUGCAUUUUACCGAUACGUCUACGGCAAGGGUGCUGUUCUCCAUUUUCCAGGUUCCGAGUCGGCCUGGAAGGCAGAUUUUACCGUGAUUGGCCAAGACCAAUUGGCAAGAUUUCACAUCUUCACCAGCACUCAUGCUGCAUCGAACGGCACCCCCGGCGCUCUGAACAUAUCAAAUGGGGAGACGACUUCCUGGGAGCAAAUUUGGCCAAAGAUUGUGCAGUACUUCGACCUCGUUGGUGCCCCUCCAGAACCAAAGAUGGCCGAAGGUGAUUCCGAUGAUGCAAGCUCCCCUCGCUUUGGACCCGAGUGGUUUCAGGGCGUCACAGCUAAAGCAACGGAAUUUGAGGCCGAGUAUGGUUUGCAGCCCGACUUUGUAACCAACAUCGCCUGGCAGUAUCUUACCUUUCUAUUGAAUCUGAAGAUUGAUCGAGUACUGGACAUUGAAAAGGCGCGGGAUUUGGGAUUUCUAGAGUCUUCCAACACAGUGUCCGACUUUGAAAAGAGCUGGGAUCAUAUGCGAAAAGCGAGGAUAAUACCAUCCGUAGAACAGAGCGAUUGA